UUUUUUUGCUGGCGCCGAAUUUCGCCGCUAAAUAUACAAUAAUCGCCAUAAAAGAGAAUUCUCAGUUAUCUAGGCGCGGUUCUUAGUGUUCCUAAAAGGCUACGACCCGUGCUCCCGAAUACAGUUUCAUCCUCAAAACUACAAAUAUUCUGAGAAAUUUCGCUGCAAUCUGAGCUCGGAAGAAUCCGCCCCUGAACUGUGAAUUACAGUAGGAGGAUGAAACGAUUCUUCAAACCAGUGGAGAAGGAAGGCUCCUCCAAAAAACCCACACUCUCUUCUCCUACAGAAAACAAUGACGAGAACGGAGGGGUUUCAGAAGCGGAGAAGAAGAACAAGGAGCCUACGAAGUUCAUGACAUGGAACGCCAACAGCUUUCUUCUCCGCGUGAAGAACAAUUGGCCCGAGCUCACCAAGUUCGUGGCCAGCAUUGACCCUGACAUCAUCGCAAUACAGGAAGUAAGGAUGCCUGCAGCUGGUAGCAAGGGUGCACCAAAACGACCAGGAGAGUUGAAAGAUGAUACAAGCUCUUCACGAGAGGAAAAACAGAUUUUGAUGCGUGCUAUUUCGAGUCCACCAUUUCGAAAUUAUCAUGUUUGGUGGUCUCUUGCAGAUUCAAAGUAUGCUGGGACUGCAUUGUUUGUAAAGAAGUGUUUUGAACCUAAAAAGGUCUCUUUCUCUUUAGAUCGAACAGCUUCAAAGCAUGAACCAGAUGGUCGGGUUAUUUUAGCUGAAUUUGAGUCGUUCCGUUUCUUGAAUACAUAUGUGCCGAAUAAUGGAUGGAAAGAAGAGGAAACCUCAUUUCAAAGGAGAAGAAAAUGGGAUAAAAGGAUGUUAGAAUUUGUUUUCCAAUCUUCAGAUAAGCCUCUAAUCUGGUGCGGUGAUCUGAAUGUUAGCCAUGAAGAGAUUGAUGUGAGCCAUCCUGAUUUCUUCAGUGCUGCGAAGCUCAAUGGUUACAUUCCUCCAAAUAAAGAGGACUGUGGGCAACCUGGAUUUACCUUGGCUGAGAGAAAGCGAUUUGGCAACAUUUUAAAAGAGGGAAAGUUAAUAGAUGCAUAUAGACUCCUGCACAAAGAAAAGAAUAUGGAAGGUGGCUUCUCAUGGUCUGGAAACCCUAUUGGAAAGUAUCGAGGGAAAAGAAUGAGAAUAGAUUAUUUCCUAGUUUCAGAGAAACUCAAGGAUAAGAUUGUUGCUUGUGAGAUGCAUGGACAAGGGAUUGAACUACAAGGUUUUUAUGGAAGUGACCAUUGCCCAGUUUCACUGGAGCUUUCGCCAGAGCCCUGAUUUCAACUGAAGAUAAGUUUCCAUGUAUUAUCCAAAAGAUUGUUUCCCUCUUCUUUUGUACUGCACUUUAUUCGCUGAACUAACUAGAAGGAUUAAUUCAAGUGAUUUCAAUAUAUUUCCUUUUUAAUCA
Molecule: messenger RNA, 1411 nt
Organism: Malania oleifera
Lineage: Eukaryota; Viridiplantae; Streptophyta; Magnoliopsida; Santalales; Ximeniaceae
Product: DNA-(apurinic or apyrimidinic site) endonuclease
Exons: 9
Coding region: 217-1281 (354 amino acids)
Biological process (GO): base-excision repair
Cellular component (GO): nucleus
Molecular function (GO): phosphoric diester hydrolase activity; double-stranded DNA 3'-5' DNA exonuclease activity; DNA-(apurinic or apyrimidinic site) endonuclease activity
Source: RefSeq, a predicted model, not a curated record